AUGGAUCAGCCACUCACUAGUGGUGGGCACUAUCGACACUACCCACCUGCAGACGAGGCGGGUGGUGAUAGUUCUGACAUGUUGAAUUCAUCUUCUGUUGGGGAUGAUCAACUUUCCCGUAGGCGUUUAGUUACAAACAACAGCCUAAAUCUUCAUGACUCUGAUAUUGACAACGAAGGUCCUGAAGGCGAAGACGACGAUGAUGGUAAUGACCUCUCAUCGGUCUAUCAUUUGCGGCGUCAACAGCGACGUCAGCAACGACUGCGCCGGCGGGAAACUUCUUCGUCCGCCUGUGGAGAUACGGCAUCGAGACGUCGCCCUCCAAUUAGUCUCUCUCGAUCUUCAACACGCGUUGGCCAAUCUAUUCCUCCACCUCCCUCUGAACCACCUCCUUCUCUUCCUCCCUGUGGAAUUGAUUUGAGCAGUCAAUAUUCAAUGUACCCUAUAUUAGGACCUGGUGGAUUUAAUCUAGCUGGUCAGCAAGUUACCGCUUCCCCACCUACCAUGUUGCCGAUGGCUGGCCUUUCACUCAACUACAUGACACCGGGCGGAAUCAUGAACCCCGCGGAUGGAAAUCAGCAGCUUCUUCAAAUGCAGCAAGCUGCUCUCCUCCACCAACAGCAGCACCAGCAGCAGCAGCAACAACAGCAGCUUCACCAACGACUCGUAUCAGCCAACGCAGUGGCCGCAAUGGGUGUCGCAGGGAACCCCUAUCUUCAGCACGAGUACAUUCCUCAGGAUCUAGAAGGUUUCUACAAAAUUGACAACUCAAUUGUUGUAGAAUGUAUUCCAUACUUGGCCUCUAGAUACCGACAGCGACUCCGACCGACUCCCACCUCCCCCCUCACCACCCCAUCGUCCGAACGCAGUUCAGUAUUUUUUUUUUUUCGAGUUUCCGAGAUCGCGAUGACUGCAGUCGCUCGUGUGCGCGCUCAUGUGCUCCACACACAUGCCACGAGCUCUCAUGGCCCCACCAUACUGGGGCGGGCCGCACCGACAGCGCGGAGCGGCGGUGGGGGGGGCAGCGGACGGCGCGAGGACGAGAUGUCCUCCGGCGAUAGCGCACCUGCUGCUGCCUACUUGCGCGAAUCUCACCCAGCCAUAGUCUUGCCAUCAAGCCAACGCGGAGAGCGAACGAGAGCCCUUAUCGGUGCUCUCCAGCCCUCGAUAGCGCGUGUUCACACAGCCAUAAACGCCUCCUCCCCCCACCCCGCUAAAACUGAGUCACGACCAUUAACCGGCUUUGCUACAGUCGGUCGACCCGUCCGGACCAGUUCCCUGAACCACCCUCAGAUGACCCUCCCCCACCAUCAGCCCCUUCAGGAACUCGGCCUCAUUUCCUCGGCGGCGCUGAUCCAGGCACACGCGGCAGCCCAGGCACAAGCUCAGGCCAACGCCACGCAGUCAGCCGGAGGCUCGGGGUCUGUUGUCUACGAGAACUCCUACAAUUCCUUCCAACGGCAAGUCUUGCCUAGAGCUCACUGUUCUCGUAGUACUAGUAUCCAGUGUCCCAUUCGGAGCCUCCCCUUUCGCUUCUCACGGCGAAUUCAUGUUCAUAUCUUCCUCUGCUACGACCAAUUUACACCACUUGACGUCAAGGCGCAGUUUCGUCUCAAUCCAAUCUCACCAGAACGCCAACUCGGCAAGCUUGAGUCGCCAGCCAGCGUGGCUGCCAGUGAUGGACCCGGGAAAAUCUCAUAUUCAAUGCUUGAUGACAAAUUAAUGAAAGCUGCAAAACGGGAAUACGCUGAAAAUUUCAGCGUUUCGCCGCCACAAAGCGAGGAAGUGGUUUAA
Molecule: messenger RNA, 1794 nt
Organism: Mesocestoides corti
Lineage: Eukaryota; Metazoa; Platyhelminthes; Cestoda; Cyclophyllidea; Mesocestoididae
Source: the annotation of a GenBank genome assembly